This is a messenger RNA of Carassius auratus (goldfish), 4690 nucleotides long. It is a transcript of the gene tnks1bp1, whose product is annotated as tankyrase 1 binding protein 1. The record is from RefSeq and is a predicted model, not a curated record. The transcript has 10 exons. The coding region runs from base 137 to 3745 and encodes 1202 amino acids. Lineage: Eukaryota; Metazoa; Chordata; Actinopteri; Cypriniformes; Cyprinidae.
GGACCCGCCCUCUUUUCUUUAAAGUUUGAGCUGCACUCCUACAAUCCAAAAAGCCGCAGACCUGUGUUUGAGCUUGGAAUCUUUAUGUACAAUCUUAUGGAAUAAUAAUAUCACUAUAAAGGUGCAGUGUGUAGUCAUGGCUGCAUGGGUGGAGGCGACCACAAGGGAAAUGGGCCAAUCGCUCAUCAACCCAGACAAACCUUCAGUUUCAGCUUCUGCACUCCCUGGAGACACUGGGAAGCCAGCGUUGCGCCCAAAACCCCACCUCAUGCCUAAACCAUUUGCUCUGCAAAGGAACGCCACCGUCCGCCCAAUCCGGGCCUUUAGCAGAGAGCUCCAUCGAGCCGCCUCUUCUGAAGCGCUUUUGGAUACCAAAAAAACUGGUGCUGGUGGUCCAAAUCUAUCAGAAUACCAAAAACCAGGCUCAAAUGGCACAGUAAAUGGGUCUAAUAAAAUUGCAGCUCCUAAACCCGUCCCACUCAGCCCAAAACCUGACUUGUUGGCUAAGCCUAAACCAGAACCCACUAAGAGUCCUGGUUCUAAUAACCAAACUGUUCCAAACUCAAAGCCUGCUGUGACCGCUGAAGAUUUGAAGAACGUUCAGCCCAGGAGCAGAGCAAAAUCUUUGGGUUCUCAGGAUCAACAGAUUCUCACGCAGAAGAACAGAGAAGAAGCAGCCAAGACUGAAACAGAUGUCAAAGUGUCUUCACGAUGCUGGCCGCCUCGAAAUCGUCUCUCCGUUGAGCUGACCUCCAAGUUCGAGUCAAUGUCUCAACCCGAGAAGGAGGUGAGGAGAGAUGCUGAAACCAGUAAGACGGAGAAAGAGUGGCCACCACAUUCUCCUUCUGAGUCCAAGCCUUCGAAGCUUCCGGUGGAUACAGGAGAGAUGGGAGACGAGGAUGUCAGCGGAGGCAGCAUUAAGAGACGGAUCAGCCUUCUCUUUGAUCGAUCUACAGCAACUCAGUGCAGGGACACUUUCAACAAAAGAGACAAUCCAGCUGCUGAAAUAUCUGUUGAUAUUAAACAGAGAAUCCAGAAUCUGAGCUUGGACGCACCAAGGACGCGCUUGCCAUCCACUGGUGCUCCUAAAAGUCCACCAUUUGUGAAGACACUAAGGACCUCAGAUGAGACUCCAAAUGAGAGAUCAUCUGAAAAACCUGCAGCGAUAGAGAAGGUGCCUGUAAGUACAGCAGAAAUCAAGAACUCUGCUGCUAGUGUGGAGCGUGUAGAAGAAGAGGAAGACCAUGAAGAUGAAGAGGAGGACUAUGUCCCUGUUCCUGUCUACCAAAGGGCUGGGAUGAGCCUAGAUGUGGAGACAAAGAGAAGGGAAGAAGAAGAAAAACAGAGAAAAGAUGAGCAGUUAGAGAAAGAAAGACAACAGCGGGUAAGACUUUUGGAGAAGGAGAGGAAGGCAAGAGAUAUAGAGAGACAGGAAGAGAGAAAACAGGAAGAGGAAAAGCAAAGACAGAUGGACGAAAAGAGAAAGCAAGAAGAAGAACGAAAGAGAAGAAUUGAAGAAGAAAGAAAAGAGGAGGAGAAGAGGAGGCAGGCCGAAAAAGAGAGGGAGAGGCAGAUUGAGGAGAAGAGAAGGAUUGAAGAAGAAAAAGAGAGACUGAGAGAAGAAGAAAGAGUCAUGAAAGAAAGAGAAAAGGAAGAAGAGAGGAUAAGAAUUCAGGAGUUGGAGAGACAAAGAGAGGAGGAAAGACUGAGACAAGAACGAGAAAAAGAAGAGAGGUUAAAGAGACAAAGAGAAAUGGAGGAAAGAAAACGAAUGGAAGAAGAGAGACUGAAAGAAGAGGAAAGAUUGAGACAGGAAAGAGAAAGAGAGAGACUAAAGAAAGAAAAAGAGAUGGAAGAAGAGAGGAGAAGAAUUCAGGAACUCGAGAGACAGAAAGAAGAGGAAAGAUUGAGAAAAGAACGAGAAUUAGAGAGAAUAAGGAAAGAAAAAGAGAUAGAAGAAGAGAGGAAAAGAAUUCAGGAAUUGGAGAGACAGAGAGAAGAGGAAAGAUUGAGAAAAGAACGAGAAUUAGAGAGAAUAAAAAAAGAAAAAGAGAUAGAAGAAGAGAGGAGAAGAAUUCAGGAAUUGGAGAGACAGAAAGAAGAGGAAAGAUUGAGAAAAGAACGAGAAUUAGAGAGAAUAAGAAGAGAAAAAGAGAUUGAAGAAGAGAGGAAAAGAAUUCAGGAAUUGGAGAGACAGAAAGAAGAGGAAAGAUUGAGAAAAGAACGAGAAUUAGAGAGAAUAAGAAGAGAAAAAGAGAUAGAAGAAGAGAGGAGAAGAAUUCAGGAAUUGGAGAGACAGAGAGAAGAGGAAAGAUUGAGAAAAGAACGAGAAUUAGAAAGAAUAAAGAAAGAAAAAGAAAUGGAAGAAGAGAGACAAAGAAUUCAAAGACAGAAAGAGGAGGAAAGACUGAGACAAGAACGAGAAAUAGAGAGACUAAAGAAAGAAAAAGAGAUAGAAGAAGAGAGAAGAAGAACUCAAGAGUUUGAAAGACAGAAAGAAGAAGAAAAACGGAGACAGGUACGAGAACAUGAGAUGGAGAUGGAAACGUGUGAAGCAGCAGAGAGAUUACGAAAGGAAGUUCCUACGAGUUAUGAUUUGAUAUCUUUUGACGUGGAGGAGUCACAGACUCUGGUCUCCUCCGUCCAGCUCGCUGACGUCUCGCCUCGACUCGCACAAGUGACUUACGAUGACUUUUCAGUGAAACCCCGAAGAUGGGGAACAAGGGCGAGACGUUCCUCGACUCCGUCUCCAUCCAGAGAAACUCCUGCUGCUCCUGACCACAGUCUACAGCCAGAAUCAAAGUCCAGUCAUCCUGGACCCCAAGAACCAAGCGGAGAUCGGGUGUCUGUGCAUGAUCUGAUCGGAUUUGAACCUGAAGCUUCCAGUCCACUCAACUCUACAGAAAGCAGAACGCACACAUAUUUAUUUGAGGCAGAAACUGAGUCCAAACCAGGGGACCUUCUGGAGCCAGAAACAGAUGAGGUAAGACAAGGUCAGUUGAAGGACGGAGGAGUUGAAGAGCAGGACACAGAGAAUUUAAUCUGGGAAACCGACGAACAAACUGAAAACAACGACACUGCUGAUGAUCCCACACAGAUCAGAAUCAAUCAAGCCUUGCAGAGACUGAAUCAAGCCAGACGACGAAAUACAUCUAGUGAUUCAGACACAGCUGACGUCACAGUUCACGAGGAGCUCGAACCUCUACCACUUCUUGAGUCUGUAGCUCCUCUGUUGGACUCCAGCGUUUUCCGAUCGAAGGUUGAACUGGGAAAGAAACGUAGCAUAAAGCGCACCAGACCGUCACGUGCCGUCCGACAGAGAGCCGCCCUGCCCGCUCUGACAGAGGGAACGCAACCCGACUGGAGGUUCUGCGACUCCACAGAAGCGAAAGAUCAGUGUUCCAAUGGAGCGGACUCUGAAUCAGAAGAGGAACCGUCCCGGGACGUCACGUGCUCUCCAGCCCCAAGCCAGCCCAAGAGAGUCCCUGUGUUUCCUGGGAUGGACCCUUCUGCCCUCAUGGCCCAGCUAAAGCGGAGAAGUGCAGCGAUAGAAACAGAAAGUCCAACAGAAGCACAGACGCCUCCGUCUGUCCCAGCACGCUCUCCCCGCACACCCACCAUGGCCCUCGGCCCCAGAGUGCUGCCCCCUGUUGACGCCAAGGACACUCGGUCCGGCUCUUCACCCUCCUGGCUGCUUGAGCUCAAAUCCAAGAAGCGAAUGAGUCAACCUGAGAGUGAAGCGUGAAGCUCAGGUCCGAUGCAGUUUGUUGAGAGGAACUCCUCUGCCACAAAGAUACCAAAGAAUCCGACUUACACAAAUCAUCUUUCGUUCUAAUACUGACUGAGUACCAGAAUCUUUCGAGGAUGAGUCCUGGACUGAACUGUUUGGAGGCUUUGCCAAGAUGAUGUCCUCUUACGCACAUUUUUAGUUUUACAUGAAUGUCUGUCAUAAUUGCUUGGCAGCAUUAGAGAUGGUGUGCCUGAAAAGCAAAUGCUGUUUACUGUCAGUCUCAAACCAAGUUAAUUUUACCGUUAUUUCAUUUUGUUUACAUUCAUAAAUCCAACAGAUCUUUUUUUCCAAAGUGAGGUUGGUUCAUCCAUCAAUCAGGGCCCUAAUGUGCAUAUCUUCUGUUCUCUGAUCUCUGAUCGUGGAGAAACACAAAUCAGUUUAGCUUCAUGCUACAAUGCACUUUAAAUGAGUUGGAUCACUGGAAAAGUUGCAUUAGGGCUCAUAGGCAUUUUAUUGCAUUUGUUUUUUUUUUUUUUUUUUUUUUUAUCAGAAUUUAAAUAUUGUGUUUCCAAAACUUUUAAAAAAAAAGUCUGACCUUAAGAUGUUCAUUGCUACAUGAAACUACUUUUUCUUUCUCUAAAUAGUUUUUGUUUUGUUUACAUGUGCCAUUCCUGAUUAUCAUUCACAGGGUUUUGUUUUAUUGCCAGUGCCUUUACAGUUCUGCCAAGAGCACUUUUACAAACAGAAAUCAGACUUAUAAUGUAUGAUAAGAUGUGUUUAAUUGUGCUCUUUUGAAAUGUUUCUUUUUUUCUCCAGUCGUUUCUUUUGAGACUACAGCUGUGUAAAUUGCUGCUAGAGGAAAAUGUUUACCUGUUUAAUGUUGGGAAAUGGGAGUUGUGUUUUAUAAAUUAUGAAUGAUGAAUUACAAUCAUCUUGAUUAAAUAUUUUUCUAAAUGGGAA